UUUUAUACUCUAAUACUUUUAAAAAUAUGUAUCUGUAUUUGAAGACCUUUAAAAAGUAUAUUUUAAAAGACUGUAUUAAGCAAUAAUCAUAGUCUAAAUAAUCUAAGACCGUGUUCACCUAGCAUGCCAUUGGUGUUUUUUAAUAGGGCUACCAAAACUUAGGCAUGCUAAUUUUCUAACCAUCCGAACACCUUUCACCUUAGUAAAUUUAUGCAUUUUAUGUAUGGGGUUGAAGGUUUACAAAUCUAAUGAAUUUGGAUGAUGUAAAUAGAUUAUGUCAUGCAUACUAAUAAUAUGCAUCUAUAAAUAAUGAGUAUACAUCAUCUUUGUACAUAUUAAAUUAUACGCUUUAGGAUUUCCAUAAUAUGUUUUUAACAUUUAUGUAUCGGCCGUCGGAGCGUUUGUAAAUAUUAUGGUAGGCAAAUAUGUCGAAAAAAAAAUAGUUCUGUCAAAGUACAGAAACCCCCCGAAUUGCGCCCCUGCAAAUGGUUUUGAUCGCCAUUGCUCGGAAGUCGAACGGUGCACAAGACGUGAAACAAAAAAUUUAAAAUUGCCGCUGAUUACCUGGAGCAAGUACACGCAAUUAUUUACGACGUUCGUAUAGAUACGCUUUCCACUAUCCUUGGAAAAUCAUCAUACCGCGCGUCCGUUUGUGCGUCCUCCAUCGUAACCACCAUUCCGGAGGUAUAAACAAAUCUCGGGCGACGCCAACAGCCGUUGUCCCCCACUCCGUAUUACCAACUCCCAUCUUCCGUUUGGCCGGCAGCUGCUGUAUGCGUACCCCUCCAUUAUUUGUCGUGUUCCCGUGAUGGAAGGUUCUGCUGCGCCGCGGUGACCACUGACGGCGUCCUAGCGUUCGGCCGGCCAUUUCGAUUCAAGUUCGCAGUGUCCAGAAGACGAGGUUCAAUAAUUGUCCCACGUAAAGGUUCAUGCACAAGUUGUCGUCUUCACAACAACAUGCCACCUCGAAUUAGUCGAUUCGACAGAUUCAUCUGUUCACCGCUAGAAAUAUGCCGCAUUUGCCUACAUGAAUUACGACGAGUGUCCAUCGACGUGUUUGCGCCCGACGAACCACAUCUGCUCCAGCGCGUCAAAGACUACUACCGAGUGGAGAUUACGGGCACUGAUGGCAAAUCUACUUUCUUAUGUGAAAAUUGCGUGCAUAAGAUUGAUAUUUGGCAAGGACACAUUGAAAAAGCUCAAGAAUGUCAAAGUGUAGUGAAUUAUUUAGCAGCUAAAAGAGAAUUGUUUCGCGCUUCCAUGGCUGUGAAAAAACGAGCCUUGUCUGUUCCAUACAAAAAAAGGAAAACAACAUCAAGAAGAUCCAAGAAAAGAAAAAGAACCUCCUCGUUAAUACCUAAGGAUGAAAUUCCAUCAACAUCCAAUGGCAUGAUUCAAUCACCAUUAGAAUCUAUCCAAGAUUUGUCUUCAGCAUCUAUAUGUCAAUCAAUAGAUACUCAAUUUGUAUCAGAUGUUCCAUCCACAUCAAAAUCAACAUCCACGGAAAUUAUCCCAUUUGCAUCCACCUCAGCAGAAUUAAUAUCAUCCAAGUCAACUUCUACAGAAGUUAUCCCGUUUGCAUCAACUUCAGCAGAAUUUAUAUCAUCCAUGUCAACUUCUACAGAAGUUAUCCCGUUUGCAUCAACUUCAGCAGAAGUUAUCCCGAUUGCAUCAACUUCAGCAGAAGUUAUCCCGUUUGCAUCAACUUCAGCAGAAGUUAUCCCGUUUGCAUCAACUUCAGCAGAAGUUAUUCCGUUUGCAUCGUCAUCAUCAAUAGAAAUUGUUUCAUCAUAUGCCGUUAACGAAAUUUCAUCAACAGGAGAUCAUCCAGUCUGGUAUAUAAAAGAAAAUAAAAUAACAGAUCCUGAAUCAGAAGUUUAUGACAAGUUUAAAUCUUUUAAAGCAGAAUGUGUUUGUGUAUUUUGCACUUACCAGCAUGAAGAAGUAUCUCGAAAUGCGUUUAAUCAUAUAUUAUUUUGUUCUAAACAUUCCAAACCUUUUGCCUGUCUUAUAGAAAAUUGUCAUUGUGUAUUUCCCAAUCAAUUGGUCUUUAUUCAACAUUACCGGACUCAUUUGAAUCUCAACAAUUCGACUUUUUUGUGUAAUAAAUGCUUUAGUGUCUUAACUUGUCCGAGAAGAUCAGUUAUGAAUGAACACACUCAUCAAAAUCUAACCGAUUUAUACAAAUGUUGUUCACUUUCUUUCACAACAAUGAAUAAAUUUGUUCUUCAUAAACUUGUAAAUCAUUGUGCUAUAGUUGUCACAAGUCACAACCGAUCGCGUACUCUUCAAAAACAGAAUCUGAAUAUUAAGAAAACAGAACUGGAGGACAUAAAAGUUGGUGGUUUGGAUAUACCUGCCACAGUGUCAUGCAAACAGAUUAUUGAAGACAACGGAAGUUUUAAGUGUUAUUCUUGUCCAACAUAUUUUAACAACAUUCCUGAAUUUAUUGAUCAUACUAAGAUUAAGCAUAAGAAUUUAAUUACAUUAAAAGAUAAAGGAAUACAAUUAUGCCCUCUGUGUGAUGACAGUUAUUUCAAUGAACAAUUUAGUGAGCAUGUUGAAAACUGCACAAAUACCUUGAAAGUUGGUAAAAAGUCAUUGAAUCAUUAUGGCUGUGUUUAUUGCAGAAUAAUUUUCACGGAUGUAUCUUCUAGAGAAUUUCGCAAUCAUUUUCUAUACUGUAAAUCUUUUGUAUUAGUUAUAGUCAAUAAUAAAAUUAAUCAUAAAUGUAGGAAUUGUACUUUUACAAGUACUGACGAUAAUUUAAGUUUAGUACAUGCAAAUUCUAACUGUAUAUACCUCCAAUUGAAAAUGAGAUAUGCAAUGGGACCGAAUGAAAAAAAUAAAGCUAUAGAACGAAAGGAAUUUGUUAAGCAAAAUACAGAGCAACAGGAGGAUUGUACAAACGAUGAAGAAAAUCUCAGUUCUUCAAAAACAGUUUGCAACACAGCUAGACAAAAGCUGCUCAAAUGUUAUAACUUUUUCUGUAAUAACUGCGAAAAUCUUUUCUUUGAUAAAAUUAUCUUUUUCAAGCAUUUGACUGAGACAGGAUCUUGUUGCCGUUUGCUAACUUUAGUCUACUGCCAAAAAUGUCUAACUGAGUUUAACACAAUGGAAGAGUAUCAUGACCAUUUACCUAGUAUGCCAGAAGCAUCACCAAUAUUAUUAACAAUAAAAGAGGAACUGUUAGAACAAAAUGAUGAUGAAUUCGGCGAUCUAUCUAUGCGUGUAGUACAUUCCGAUACAAAUUAUCGUAAUGUGAAAGUUGAAAUAAAUAACGAAACAUUCUAUCAAAAACAAGAACCUAUUGAUGAUGAAUCAAGCUAUGAUAUAGAUACUAUACAAUAUCAAGAAGAGGAACAGGAAGUUUCAAAUAAUCAUUUUAAUAACAGUGUUUAUUCAUGCCCAGAAAUGGAGUUAACCACCAAUGACAUUUACAUGCAAUGUGAAGUUGAAGAAAAACCAGAUUUAAAUAAAUUUUAGAAAAUCCGGAUUAACGUGUGUAUAUCACAUAAUUCCAAUAAAGUUAAAACUAAACAUGUAGUUAGUUUUAUAUCCAAUUUUUUUACUUGAUUGUUAAAAUCCAAUAUUGUUAUUUAUAUUGAUGAUAUAAUUUCUGUAGUUCUUUAACAUGGUAAAUCCUAAUAGUUGUUGACUUAGAAAUUACCUAUUCCAUAUAAUAAUUUUUUUUUUUUUUUGAAAAAAGGAUUAAAUUAGUAAAUUGAUAAUCAUAACUUUAAAUGCAUGUUUAUGAUGUAACUUAUUCAUUUUUUUAAAGUUACACUAGAAUACA
This is a messenger RNA of Acyrthosiphon pisum (pea aphid), 3796 nucleotides long. RefSeq lists its product as uncharacterized. The transcript has 4 exons. Gene Ontology annotation, cellular component: nucleus. NCBI's taxonomy places the organism in Eukaryota, Metazoa, Arthropoda, Insecta, Hemiptera, Aphididae. Gene Ontology annotation, molecular function: zinc ion binding. Bases 958 to 3486 code for a protein of 842 amino acids. The record is from RefSeq and is a predicted model, not a curated record.